Actinia tenebrosa (Australian red waratah sea anemone) is the source of this 481-nucleotide messenger RNA. RefSeq names its product large ribosomal subunit protein eL24-like. The record is from RefSeq and is a predicted model, not a curated record. Gene Ontology annotation, biological process: cytoplasmic translation. Gene Ontology annotation, molecular function: mRNA binding; structural constituent of ribosome. Gene Ontology annotation, cellular component: cytosolic large ribosomal subunit. NCBI's taxonomy places the organism in Eukaryota, Metazoa, Cnidaria, Anthozoa, Actiniaria, Actiniidae.
CGAGUGGCUAUUUACGCAUGCGUAAAACGGAAGCCUUCCUCUUCGACCCGAAUAACAUCUCGAAAAAAUGAAGCUCGAGCUGUGCAAUUACAGCGGGUACAAAAUCUACCCAGGCCAUGGCAAAAGAUACGUCCGUCUUGAUGGAAAGGUAUUUAACUUUCUAAACAAAAGGAGCGCCAAUGCACUUCUUAUGCGCCGUAACCCCCGUGAAGUACCCUGGACUGUGCUUUAUCGUCGCAAGCACAAGAAGGGAACACAAGAGGAGGUGUCCAAGAAGAGAACUCGCCGUAAUGUCAAGUUUCAGAGAUCUAUUCAGGGUGCAACCAUGGAAAAUAUUUUGGCUAAGAGAAAUCAGAAGCCAGAAGUGAGGAAAGCACAAAGAGAUCAAGCCAUUAGGUAUUGCAGUGUAAUGAUGAUGAUUAAGAUGCCAUUAUUUAAUAAAAUAUUGAUUAAUUUACAACAUUAAGGAACUAAGAUAAGA